CCUCGCAAGGAACGGAGGAAUACAUAAACACGAGAAUUCGAUCUGCAUCGUAAAAAGAAAAAUAUCCCAGUCCAUACUUCCCUUCUGCGGUUCUGCCUGUGUAGCCGGAAAGUCUCCUGCGUUGAAUCCAGAGAUCGGAGAUGGGUCCCAUCGUGGUGUCUCAGCUUGCAACGGGCCUGGGCGUCUUAGCAGGUGCGGUGUUGGUGAAAUCGGUGAUGGAACAGAAGCCCAUGGCAGGGCCAUGGCCAAGGUGUCCCAGUUGCAACGGCACUGGACGAGUCAACUGCAUGUGCACACGCUGGUCCGACGGCGAUGUUGGCUGCCGGACUUGUGCUGGGUCCGGUCGCAUGGCAUGUAGCAGCUGCGGCGGCACCGGUACUGGUCGACCCAUCCCGGUUCAACUCUCUGUACGUUCUCCCAAUCGUCCCUCAUAACUUAUUAACUCGGUUCCGAUCAGAAUCUCAGCUCAGCUUUUUAUGUUCUCUGUUUUCGCUCCGUUUGUUUCAGUGUAAAAUAUGGGCGGAAUUAUUUUCAGGCUGAGAUAUAUCUGAGCUAUAUAUGUUUUCCCCUUUUACCAUCAAAAUUCUGUUUUCCUUGGUGAUUUGAUUUAUAAAAGGGGGAGAAAUAAUAGCUGAAAUAUUCCAGUGUGAACAAAAUUACCUCCAUUUUACGGAGAAACAAACGCAAUAGUUGGACUUUUGCUUUUGGAUCCUCCUUUAAUGUCUGUAAUAUAAACCUAAAAGUGCUAGGAGACAGAAUUAUUUGAUUAUAAUUCUAUGAUAAUAUAUUUUUUUUUAGUUAUAGUUAAUGAAUGAGAAAUGGGAAUGUUGAUGUAAAUUGGAUUUUU
This is a messenger RNA of Nelumbo nucifera (sacred lotus), 847 nucleotides long. Its product is annotated as chaperone protein dnaJ-like protein. The record is from RefSeq and is a predicted model, not a curated record. NCBI's taxonomy places the organism in Eukaryota, Viridiplantae, Streptophyta, Magnoliopsida, Proteales, Nelumbonaceae.